Molecule: messenger RNA, 3345 nt
Organism: Globicephala melas (long-finned pilot whale)
Lineage: Eukaryota; Metazoa; Chordata; Mammalia; Artiodactyla; Delphinidae
Gene: IDE
Product: insulin degrading enzyme
Biological process (GO): amyloid-beta metabolic process; hormone catabolic process; peptide catabolic process
Cellular component (GO): cytosol; mitochondrion; peroxisomal matrix
Molecular function (GO): metal ion binding; metalloendopeptidase activity
Source: RefSeq, a predicted model, not a curated record
GCUCCGGCGCAAGAAGGAAGCGUUCGCUGUGGUCCCGGCGGCUGCGCUGGGGUAUGCGGUACCGGCUAACGUGGCUGCUGCACUCCGCGCUGUCCAGCACCUUCCGCUCGGUCCUCGGCGCCCGCCUGCCCCCUCCGGAGCGCCUCUUUAUUGAAGCUGAAUCAGGUUGCCACGACCUAUUAUAUCCUACGCAGAAGUGGAAGUUGUCAGUAGAUUCUUGGGAUUUUCUAUGUGCCCAGCGAUGUCACCUUUUCCAAAAAAAGACUUACAGCAAAAUGAAUAAUCCAGCUAUCAAGAGAGUAGGAAAUCAUAUCAUCAAAUCUCCUGAAGACAAGCGAGAAUACCGUGGACUAGAGCUGGCCAAUGGGAUCAAAGUACUUCUCAUCAGUGAUCCCACAACAGAUAAAUCAUCAGCAGCACUUGAUGUACACAUAGGUUCCUUGUCGGAUCCUGCAAAUAUUGCUGGCUUAAGUCAUUUUUGUGAACAUAUGCUAUUUUUAGGAACAAAGAAAUACCCUAAAGAAAAUGAAUACAGCCAGUUUCUCAGUGAGCAUGCAGGAAGUUCAAAUGCCUUUACUAGUGGAGAGCAUACCAAUUACUAUUUUGAUGUUUCUCAUGAACACCUAGAAGGUGCCCUAGACAGGUUUGCACAGUUUUUCCUGUGCCCCUUGUUUGAUGAGAGUUGCAAAGACAGAGAGGUAAAUGCAGUUGAUUCAGAACAUGAGAAGAAUGUGAUGAACGAUGCUUGGAGACUCUUUCAGUUGGAAAAAGCUACAGGGAAUCCCAAACACCCCUUCAGCAAAUUUGGAACAGGUAACAAAUAUACUCUAGAGACUAGACCAAACCAAGAAGGCAUUGAUGUAAGACAAGAGCUACUGAAAUUCCAUUCUACUUAUUAUUCAUCCAACUUAAUGGCUAUUUGUGUUUUAGGUCGAGAAUCUUUAGAUGACUUGACUGAUUUGGUGGUGAAGUUAUUUUCUGAAGUGGAGAACAAAAAUGUCCCAUUGCCAGAAUUUCCUGAACAUCCUUUCCAAGAAGAACAUCUUAAACAACUUUACAAAAUAGUACCCAUUAAGGACAUUAGGAAUCUUUAUGUGACAUUUCCCAUACCUGACCUUCAGAAAUACUACAAAUCAAAUCCGGGUCAUUAUCUUGGUCAUCUCAUUGGACAUGAAGGUCCUGGGAGUCUGUUAUCAGAACUUAAAUCAAAGGGCUGGGUAAAUACUCUUGUUGGUGGGCAGAAGGAAGGAGCCCGAGGUUUUAUGUUUUUUAUCAUUAAUGUGGACUUGACUGAGGAAGGAUUAUUACAUGUUGAAGAUAUAAUUUUGCACAUGUUUCAAUACAUUCAGAAGUUACGUGCAGAAGGACCUCAAGAAUGGGUUUUCCAAGAGUGCAAGGACUUGAAUGCUGUUGCUUUUAGGUUUAAAGAUAAAGAGAGGCCACGGGGUUAUACCUCUAAGAUUGCAGGAAUAUUGCAUUACUAUCCCCUAGAAGAAGUGCUCACAGCUGAAUAUUUACUGGAAGAAUUUAGACCCGAUUUAAUAGAGAUGGUUCUCGAUAAACUCAGACCAGAAAAUGUCAGGGUUGCAAUAGUUUCCAAAUCUUUUGAAGGAAAAACUGAUUGCACAGAAGAAUGGUACGGAACCCAGUAUAAGCAAGAAGCUAUACCAGAUGAAGUCAUUAAGAAAUGGCAAAAUGCUGAUCUGAAUGGGAAAUUUAAACUUCCAACGAAGAAUGAAUUUAUUCCUACAAAUUUUGAGAUUUUAUCAUUAGAAAAAGAAGCAACACCAUACCCUUCUCUUAUUAAGGAUACAGCUAUGAGCAAACUCUGGUUCAAACAAGAUGAUAAGUUUUUCUUGCCCAAGGCCUGUCUCAACUUUGAAUUUUUCAGCCCAUUUGCUUAUGUGGACCCCUUGCACUGUAACAUGGCCUAUUUGUACCUUGAGCUCCUCAAAGACUCACUCAACGAGUAUGCAUAUGCAGCAGAGCUAGCAGGCUUGAGCUAUGACCUCCAAAAUACCAUCUAUGGGAUGUAUCUCUCGGUGAAAGGUUAUAAUGACAAGCAGCCAAUUUUGCUAAAGAAGAUCAUUGAAAAAAUGGCUACCUUUGAGAUUGAUGAAAAAAGAUUUGAAAUUAUCAAAGAGGCAUAUAUGCGAUCUCUUAACAAUUUCCGAGCUGAACAGCCUCACCAGCACGCCAUGUACUACCUCCGCUUGCUGAUGACUGAAGUGGCCUGGACUAAAGAUGAAUUGAAAGAAGCCCUGGAUGAUGUUACCCUUCCUCGCCUUAAGGCCUUCAUACCUCAGCUCCUGUCACGGCUGCACAUUGAAGCCCUUCUCCAUGGAAACAUAACAAAGCAGGCUGCAUUAGGAAUUAUGCAGAUGGUUGAAGACACCCUUAUUGAACAUGCUCAUACAAAACCUCUCCUUCCAAGUCAACUGGUUCGGUAUAGAGAAGUUCAGCUCCCUGACAGAGGAUGGUUUGUCUAUCAGCAGAGGAAUGAAGUUCACAAUAACUGUGGCAUCGAGAUAUACUACCAAACAGACAUGCAGAGCACCUCGGAGAACAUGUUUCUGGAGCUCUUCUGUCAGAUCAUCUCCGAGCCAUGCUUCAACACCCUGCGCACCAAGGAACAGCUGGGCUAUAUUGUCUUCAGUGGGCCACGCCGAGCCAAUGGCAUACAGGGCUUACGGUUCAUCAUCCAGUCGGAAAAGCCACCUCACUACCUAGAAAGCAGAGUGGAAGCUUUCUUAAUUACCAUGGAAAAGUCCAUAGAGGACAUGACAGAAGAGGCCUUCCAAAAACACAUCCAAGCAUUAGCGAUUCGUCGACUAGACAAACCAAAGAAACUGUCUGCAGAGUGUGCUAAAUACUGGGGGGAAAUCAUCUCCCAGCAAUACAAUUUUGACAGAGAUAAUACAGAAGUUGCCUAUUUAAAAACACUUACCAAGGAAGAUAUUAUCAAAUUCUAUAAGGAAAUGUUGGCGGUAGAUGCCCCGAGAAGACAUAAAGUAUCCGUCCAUGUUCUUGCCAGAGAAAUGGAUUCUUGUCCUGUGGUUGGAGAGUUCCCAUGUCAAAAUGAUAUAAAUUUGUCACAAGCACCAGCCUUGCCACAACCUGAAGUGAUUCAGAACAUGACUGAGUUCAAGCGUGGUUUGCCACUGUUUCCCCUUGUGAAACCACAUAUUAACUUCAUGGCUGCAAAACUCUGAAGAUUCCUCAUGGGCGGGAAAGUGCAAGUGGAUGCAUUCCUGAGUCUUCCAAGGGCUAGGAAAACAAUCUUGGCCACCUUAAUAUUUUCUGGUUCACUAUUAGAGAGAAAAACAGAAAAAAAAAAAAAAAGUU